Messenger RNA from Lepus europaeus (European hare), 1087 nucleotides. RefSeq names its product RAB3B, member RAS oncogene family (gene RAB3B). Gene Ontology annotation, cellular component: endosome; plasma membrane; synaptic vesicle. Gene Ontology annotation, molecular function: GTPase activity; GTP binding. Gene Ontology annotation, biological process: protein secretion; protein localization to plasma membrane; regulation of exocytosis. NCBI's taxonomy places the organism in Eukaryota, Metazoa, Chordata, Mammalia, Lagomorpha, Leporidae. The record is from RefSeq and is a predicted model, not a curated record. Bases 110 to 769 code for a protein of 219 amino acids. The transcript is spliced from 5 exons.
UUUCCGACACCGCACCCCAGGCAGGUCCAGCCGAAGCCCCCCGAGCGCUCCCGCCUCCCCGUCGCGGAGCGAGAGCCCUUCGCCCCGCAUUCGGAGACCGAGGUAAGGGAUGGCUUCAGUGACUGAUGGUAAAACUGGGGUCAAAGACGCCUCUGACCAGAAUUUUGAUUAUAUGUUCAAACUGCUCAUCAUUGGCAACAGCAGCGUUGGCAAGACCUCCUUCCUCUUCCGCUAUGCCGAUGACACCUUCACCCCAGCCUUUGUCAGCACCGUGGGCAUCGACUUCAAGGUGAAGACAGUCUACCGUCACGAGAAACGAGUGAAGCUGCAGAUAUGGGACACUGCUGGGCAGGAGCGGUACCGGACCAUCACGACGGCCUAUUACCGUGGGGCCAUGGGCUUCAUUCUGAUGUACGAUAUCACCAACGAGGAGUCUUUCAAUGCUGUCCAAGAUUGGGCUACUCAGAUAAAGACCUACUCCUGGGACAACGCCCAGGUUAUUCUUGUGGGGAACAAGUGUGACAUGGAGGAAGAGAGGGUUGUUCCUACUGAGAAGGGCCAGCUGCUUGCAGAACAGCUUGGGUUUGACUUCUUUGAAGCCAGUGCCAAGGAGAAUAUCAGCGUGAGGCAGGCCUUUGAGUGCCUGGUAGAUGCCAUUUGCGACAAGAUGUCAGAUUCUCUGGACACAGACCCCUCCAUGCUGGGCACCUCCAAGAACACGCGCCUGUCGGACGCCCCGCCACUGUUGCAACAGAACUGCUCAUGCUAGGCAAGGCCCACCCUCCUCACAUCCCCUCCUGUGACCCCACACCUGCUCUGCCCCUCCUGGUUCCACACUGUGCACUCCCAGCCCCGAGUAAGCUCAGCUGCUGCUGUUCUUGGCCUGCCCCCAGGGUAUGCUGCAGAUGGCCCCAUCACAGACCCCCAGCCCUAGCCUGGCAGUGCGGGUCCGGGUCCGCAGUGGGUGGAGAUUCGCCUCACAAAAUAACACUUUCUAUUUUUCAAACGGGAUUCACUGCUGGGACUUGAAAAGCUGGUCUCUUUUCUGCCUUUAAAAUAAAAUUUCCUCCAUCUAUCAAAAUUUCAU